Molecule: messenger RNA, 3771 nt
Organism: Symbiodinium sp. CCMP2456
Lineage: Eukaryota; Dinophyceae; Suessiales; Symbiodiniaceae
Source: the annotation of a GenBank genome assembly
AUGGGUGAUGACGGGCCGCCUUGCGACCUCCAGGCCCCCAGCUCUGAAGGACUGAAGGAAGACCUCGAAAGGCUCUUAGAGAGGUGUGCAGAGUCGUGGGAUCAGGUGGGGAGCCGAGUCUUCGUCCACGGCCUCACUUCGGAAGCCGGCAGCCCGCUGAACUUUCGCUGCGGUGAGGUGGUCAAAGCCCAAGACGAUGGUCGGCUCGGUGUGCGAGUGACCGGUGUUGAAGGUGCGCCGAAGCUGAUCAAGCGGAUGAAUCUUCUUAGCGUCAGUCGGACGGUCAUGCAGAUGUUUCGUGCCCUGGUACUCUGGAGCCUGGCAGCAGCAGGCACUUGUGAAGAGGCUUUGGUCGCAUACACCUUCGCAGGGCGUGGGAGUUCGGAUGCCAUCCAGGCAGUCCUGUCGCGUGUGCUCGGUCUAAACCCCACAGAGGUUGUGAAGGCCUUUGACCUCAAAAUCGUCGCGAACUGCAGCCAAGCACCCCCGUCGGCAAGAACUGAGCUUUGUUUCGAGCUCAGCGACGCAGAAGACGGGCGGAUCCGCAUCGCAGCUACAAGUGGCCCGGAGCUGGCCUAUGGUGCCAGCUGGUAUCUGCGUACACGCUGCAACAUGUCCUUUUCCUGGAAUCGUACGGGUGGAAACCAAGUAUCCGUGCCAAAGUCGUGGCCAGGAGUGGGUCGGAAGAUCAUCAAAUAUCGCAGGGUACCGAUGAGUUACUUCAACAAUGUCGUGACAUUCAGCUACAGCUACACAUGGUACUCCUUCAAGGACUGGGAAGCUUGGCUUGACUGGGCCGUUCUGAACGGGGUGAACUUGGUAAUCGCAUACACUGGACAGGAGGAGAUUUACCGUAAGACUUUCAACGCCUUUGGAGUGAACAACUCGGAGUUUGCAUCCUGGAGCAACGGCGCCGCCUGGCUGGCCUGGAGUCGGGGCCAGUCCAUGCACGGCAUCGGCAGCAGCUGUGGAGACGGCUGUAUGCCCCUACCUUUCAGCUGGAUGACUGGGCAGUGGGAGCUCCAGAAACAGAUCCUCAGCCGCAGCCGCAGCCUCGGUUUGGUCUCUGUCCUUCCCACCUUCCAGGGCAACAUCCCGCCCAUCUUCCGGCAGCUCUACCCGCAGGCCAACAUCAGCAAGACAGGGGCUGCUUGGCUGGAUGACUUGGAUCCCCUCUUCGGGAAGAUUCAGCAGCGCUACAUGGAGAUCAUGAUCAAGGACUGGGGCACAGACCACUGGUACGAGACGGACGGGUAUUUCAACCAGAAUCAAGGUCCUUGGGCACGUUCGCACACUGAGGGACGUCGUUGGCAGCGCUCAGAAGACGUCCCGGUGGAUCCUGAUGCGUAUGCCCACGCACAGGCGGCAUACCAGUCCAUGAGCAAGGUGGACCCACAGGCUGUCUGGCUCUACCAGGGCUGGAUUUGGCGUGAUUGGGGAGAAGAUAAGCUGCCCUUCAUGAAGGGCUUCGUGUCGGCGGUGCCGCCCAAGCAUUUUGUCAUGUUGGACAUGUUCGACGAGGCCGAUCCGGAAUGGAACAAGUUCAAUAACUUCGGCUAUUUCGGAACUCCGUUCAUUUGGUCGGUCCUGCACAAUUUUGGUGGCAACACAGGAAUGUGGGGAAGCAUUCCUACUUUGAAUUCUGAGUUUUCAGACGCCUUCCAGCACACUGCCAGUGUCGCAGGAACUGGUGCUGCACCAGAAGGGAUUGACCAGAACCCUUUCUACUACAGCUUCUUGACGGACCUGCCGUGGCAGACUGGCCCCAUUGACCUGGAGCAGUGGGCGGCCACCUGGACCCAGCAGCGCUACGGCCGUAGUUCGGUUGACGCGGAGGAGGCUUUUCGGCUGCUAUUGGGGUCUGUCUACGGCAAUGAGACGAAUUCUCGGGCGAUUCGGAGUCACGGCGGCUUCUUUGCCGAGAAGAACGCAGAUGGCCUCACAGCACUGGCCAUGGGAGGAGGCGAGGCCACACCCCACGAGAGCUGGUACAAGCUGUCAGAUGUGGCGCAAGCCUGGGGAAAGCUGAACAGAGCAGCCAAAGCGGGUGUGCCCGAGACCUUGCGAUACGACCUGGUCAAUCUGGGCCGGGAGGUUUUGGGCAAGGUCUCCAACCGCUUCUUCGCUCAGAUGGUAAACGCCACAACCCCUUCUGAGGUCAGCGCGGCAGGCCGCAACCUGCUGGCGGUCCUCGCAGACGCCGACCGUCUCCUUUGCAGCGACCACGGCUUUCUCGCCAGUGCCCGGAUCCGGAGCGCGAAGUCAUGGGCAGAAGGAAAUGCUACGCUGGAGCGCUAUUUGGAACUUGCAGCCCGGAGCCUCACGACGGUGUGGACGCCGCAAGAGCCGAAUUCGAGCUCGAUCACGCCACUCUGCGACUACGCCAACCGCCAGUGGGCCGGCCAGGUCGGAGGCUUCUACGCGCUGAGGCACAAGUGCUACGUUCGACAGGCCAUGGAGGAUCUCGGUUCCAAGAAGCCCAUUAACAAGACCGCGUUUGAUGCGUGUGUUGCAGCUGCCAGCUACGACUGGACCCACGACUUCGGAUCAGCAAAGUACCCGAUGUGCGAAGAGCCAACAAGUGACGUACUGGCCAUCAGCCAGGAGCUGUUCGAGAAGUACGGUCGUCCCGAGUCGGAGACCAGCAUCUGGGACCGGCGGCUGCUGCUGGGCCUCCUGACCCUCAGCCGCUGCUCUGAGCUCCGCGCGCUGCGGCCGCUCUGCAGGGAGCGGCUCAAUGACGACAAAGGGCUUAUGCUCCUGAUCGCUUCCUACAUCACGGAACCACCUGUGUGUCUCUUCCAGUUCGGCGGUUUCAUGCGGAAAGUCUGGCCGGAACACUGGCGCUUCGAGGACCCUGCGCGCCCUUUGCCCUUGGCUCCACCACCUGAACUCAGGCUUGACAGUGCCAGCUGCGACAUGGGGCUGGGCAGAGCAUUCUUUGCAGGCGGCUGCGGAAAGCACCCACAAGCUUGCAGCCUGGACGAGUUUUUCAAUUCGGCAGAGGUCUACGAUUCCCUUGCCGAUGAGUGGUCCGCCCUUCCUGCUAUGCCAACCCGUCGGCACGGUGCUUGUGCUUGCUUUUUGGACGGCAAAGUGUACGUCCUUGGUGGCAUGUAUGUCGAUCAGCGCAAUCUGCCUCUCAAGGAGAUGUUCUGCGACAUCUUCGAUCCUGAAACCAAUAGCUGGACCUCGCUCCCUGCUGCCGCCUACACGAACCUCGGCGUAGGCCAGGGCAUUUUCCAGCGGGCCGCAUUUUUCGGCGCGGCUGCAGUCGAAGGUCGUGUUGUGGCAUUGGUUGGCGGUGUCACCAUUGCUUACAACCCCAGAGUUCCCGAAGAUGGUUGGAGAGCUGUGGAAGCACCAAACAGCCAUGUCAAGGUCGGGGCCUCUUCAUGUGCGUGCGCCUUCCGUGGGGAACUGAUAGUUGCUUCAGGCCGCCCGCGCUGCUUUUCGAAGUGUGUUGCCGGCUUCCGAUUUUCUGCAGAUGCCUCGCAGCCUCUUUGGUGGCACGGCACAUGGCGUCAGCUGCCGAAGCUGCAGAGCGCACGCGUUGGUGGGGCGCUCGUAGAGGUCUACGAUCGCUUGUACAUCACAGGAGGCGUUGACGAGGAAACUGGCGAGUUCUUCGACACGGCAGAGCGCCUCGGGGAGGAGUCCUGGGACUGCGUGUCCUGGUUCCAGAUGCCGCGCGCGUUGCACGCGCACGAGGCACAUGCCUUGCCGUACCUCCCUGCCGCUCCAGCAGCUCAGCCACUCACAGCGAAGUGA